Chrysoperla carnea is the source of this 1039-nucleotide messenger RNA. RefSeq names its product oocyte zinc finger protein XlCOF15-like. Gene Ontology annotation, cellular component: nucleus. Bases 278 to 1039 code for a protein of 253 amino acids. NCBI's taxonomy places the organism in Eukaryota, Metazoa, Arthropoda, Insecta, Neuroptera, Chrysopidae. The record is from RefSeq and is a predicted model, not a curated record. The transcript is spliced from 2 exons.
UAUUCCCGCCAUGAGUCAUGUUUCCUAUGUCUAAAAGACAGCGUGACCGUCACCAGAGAAUAUAUCGUUUACAUGAUAUAUUCUCUGCCGUCACUGUCUGCUGUCAUCGUAGUACAAGAAAGAAAAGUUUUAGUAAAAAUAGUCUCUGGUAAAAAUUGUAUAUCUCACAAUCAAAUGAAUGUGAAAGCCGAGAAAGAACUUUAAAAAAGCUACCCAAAAAUUGGGAAUCCCCCUGAAUAAAUGAAAUGAAAUAAAAACUAUCAGAAGAAGGGACACAAUGGAAGAUGGGCUAAUUGUAGUUAAACAUGGAAUCGGUAAAUCAGAAGUUAAACUUGGAAAAGAAGAAACAUUGGACGAAAAUAUUACAACAGAAAAUGUUCUGAUUAAACAAGAGAUCGAUUUAGAAGAAAUAUUUAUUAAAGAAGAAAUAUCAGAGGAAAGUGAAAAUUUAGAACAUGAACUAAUUACAGCUGAAUAUGAAACUGAUGAAUUAGAAGAUUCUACUUCAAGAUUUCAAGAAAAUAAAUCAUUUUCUUGUGAGUUUUGUGACAAAACAUUUAAGUGUCGAAGUUAUCUAGCUGUGCAUCAACGAACUCACAAUGGAGAAAAAUCAUUUUCAUGUGAAAUUUGUGAUAAAAAAUUUAGUCAAAAAUCUUAUUUAGCUCAACACAAACGAAUUCACACUGGAUACAAACCAUUUUCCUGUAAAGUUUGUGAUAAAAAAUUUAAAAAUCAAAGAGAUUUACUCGUACAUCAACGAACUCAUACCGGAGAAAAACCAUUUUCAUGUGAUAUUUGUGGUAAAAAAUUUACUGUAGUGAAUAGUUUGAAUAGACAUAAAGUGAAUCACACCGGAAAAAGGCCAUUUUCUUGUGAAAUUUGUGAUAAAUCAUUUACCCAUAACAAUUAUUUAAUAAGCCAUAAACGAAUUCAUACCGGGGAAAAACCAUUUUCGUGUAAAAUUUGUGAUAAAAAAUUUACUCAGUAUCCCAAUUUAAUGGAUCAUAUACGGACUCAUACAGUUGGCAAAGUAAUUUAA